AUGAGUAGUGAAAGUCGUGGCAGGCAUAAUGACCAGAAGGAUCAGUUGUCUAGAGAUGAGCUUCCCACUUUUGUACAUGAACCUAAAGCUUCACUCAAACGACAGGAACUGUAUACGGAAGACCGACCAAUUACACCGAUGCGUAGCACCACCUUCUACGAAGCACAUCACUCCGAAUUGGCUUUCAAGGAAGGUAAGAAUUGCAGUUGCUAG
Protopolystoma xenopodis is the source of this 213-nucleotide messenger RNA. The record is from the annotation of a GenBank genome assembly. NCBI's taxonomy places the organism in Eukaryota, Metazoa, Platyhelminthes, Monogenea, Polystomatidea, Polystomatidae.